AUGGAGCUUUCGAGUCAAGAAGGAGAAAUCCCAAUCCCAAUAAACAGCACUACGUAUGGUGGGGGACAUGGUAAUGGACACGGUCAUGGUCUUAUGAUUCACCAUGACCCUCCACACCACAACCACAUUAUCUCCUCCACGGCACCUUCAAACGGCACACCUACUAUGCAGCAGGAGGAUCAUGGGUACAAGAAAGUGGUGAGGUACAGAGAAUGCCUGAAGAACCAUGCAGCGGCCAUGGGAGGGAAUGCCACUGAUGGGUGUGGAGAGUUCAUGCCAAGUGGAGAAGAAGGCACCAUAGAGGCACUCAACUGCUCAGCCUGCCAUUGCCACAGAAACUUCCACAGAAAGGAAGUGGAGGGUGAGCCCUCUUCAUGUGACUACCACCCCUUCAACAGAAGAAGACUCAUUCUAGGCCCUCACAAGAACCUCCUCCCUCCCGAGGCUCUUGGCUACCCUACAGGUAACAUCCUUCCUUCUAGAAGUGUCCCGCCACACCAGAUGAUAAUGCCCUACAGCAUUGGUCACCUCCCUUCAGAAUCUGAUGAGCAAGAAGACGGCGGAGGAAUGGUGCAGCCUAGAUCCUCCCAGCUAGUGAAGAAAAGGUUCAGGACAAAGUUCACCCAGGAGCAGAAGGAGAAAAUGCUCAACUUUGCAGAGAAGGUGGGGUGGAAAAUCCAGAAGCAAGAGGAGUCUGUGGUGCAACAGUUCUGCCAAGAGAUUGGGGUUAAGAGAAGAGUGCUCAAGGUUUGGAUGCACAACAAUAAGCACAAUCUCGCCAAAAAGAACCCCCCUACUGCAUCAGCUUAA
Messenger RNA from Sphenostylis stenocarpa, 810 nucleotides. The record is from the annotation of a GenBank genome assembly. Lineage: Eukaryota; Viridiplantae; Streptophyta; Magnoliopsida; Fabales; Fabaceae.